Molecule: messenger RNA, 1745 nt
Organism: Aegilops tauschii subsp. strangulata
Lineage: Eukaryota; Viridiplantae; Streptophyta; Magnoliopsida; Poales; Poaceae
Product: probable proline transporter 2
Source: RefSeq, a predicted model, not a curated record
GCCAUAUCCUUCGCCGGUUCCCUUCCUGCCUGCCUCCCUAGGUUCGUUCAAACAGAUUCGCUCAGCACAGGCAGCUCGACGACGUAGCAGAAAAAGAGAACUAGAGAAGCGAUCAGUUAGCCAUGGCCUCCUCGUCGCUGGACACGGAGGCGGGAGCCGGAGCGCAGCACAAGGCCGGCGGCGACGGCAGCGGGUACACCACCGCGGCCACCGCCCACGCGGUAGACACAGAUUCAUGGCAGCAGGUUGGGCUGCUGCUGGUGACGGGGUUCAACUGCGCCUACGUGCUCAGCUUCUCCAACCUGAUGAUGGUGCCGCUGGGGUGGGGGUGGGGCGCCGCCUGCCUGCUGCUCCUCGCCGCCGCCGCCUGGUACGCCAACUGGCUCCUCGCCGGCCUCCACGUCGUCGACGGCCAGAGGUUCAUCCGCUACAGGGACCUCAUGGGCUUCGUCUUCGGGAGGAAAAUGUACUACCUCACCUGGUUCCUGCAGUUCACCACCCUGCUCCUGGGAAGCAUGGGCUUCAUUCUGCUCGGCGGAAGAGCACUCAAGGCGAUCAGCGCGGAGUUCACCCAGACGCCUCCGCGGCUGCAGUGGUUCAUCGCCGCGACGGGGUUCGUCUACUUCGCCUUCGCCUACUUCGUGCCCACCAUCUCCGCCAUGAGGAACUGGCUGGCCACCUCCGCCGCGCUCACCGUCACCUUCGACGUGGCGCUGCUGGCCGUCCUCGUCAGAGACGGCCGGUCGAACGAUCGGAGCGGGAGGGACUACAGCAUCCACGGGACGGGGGCGGAGAAGGCGUUCAACGCGCUGGGGGCCGUGGCGGCGAUCCUGGUGUGCAACACCUCGGGCCUGCUCCCGGAGAUCCAGUCGACGCUGCGUAAGCCGGCGGUGGGCAACAUGCGGCGGGCGCUGGCGCUGCAGUACACGGUGGGCGCCGCGGGGUACUACGGGAUCAGCGUGGCCGGGUACUGGGCGUACGGCGCCGCCGCGUCCGAGUACCUCCCCAACCAGCUCUCCGGCCCGCGCUGGGCCUCCGUGCUCAUCAACGCCACCGCCUUCCUCCAGAGCAUCGUCUCGCAGCACCUGUUCACGGUGCCGAUCCACGAGGGCAUGGACACGGGGCUGCAGCGGCUGGAGGAGGGCAUGUUCUCGCGCUACAACAUGACGCGCAGGCUCUUCGCCAGGGGGCUGCUCUUCGGGGUCAACGUCUUCGUCACCGCGCUCUUCCCAUUCAUGGGCGACUUCGUCAACCUCUUCGGCUCCUUCGCGCUCUUCCCGCUCACCUUCAUGUUCCCCAGCAUGAUCGUCCUCAAGAUCAAAGGGGAGUGCGACGGGAGAUGGGGCAGGCUCUGGCACUGGGGCAUCAUCGUCGUCUCCUCCGCCGUCGGCCUCGCCACCUCCGCCGCCGCCGUCAGACUCAUCCUGCACAACGCCAGCGUCUACCGCUUCUUCGCCGACACCUAGAGCACGACUAUCCCGCCGCGCAGGACGGCAGGAUGAUGAUGCAGUACGUGCGCCCAACCGUGACAUAACAGUUACUACUACCACCACCACCAGACCAUCGUAUCCGUGUCAAUUCGUGGGCACGUUAACAUGCCAAACGUGAGACCAAAAAAUAGCAGUACUCAUAGUCAUAGUAGUGGUGGUGAACCACCUGCAUUGGACGCCAUUUGAGCAAGAAGCAGCUUCCAUUUCGGAACGAAAACCAAAGAUAAAAUAAAAUAAUGCCACUUCCCCUUGGAA